Molecule: messenger RNA, 614 nt
Organism: Carlito syrichta (Philippine tarsier)
Lineage: Eukaryota; Metazoa; Chordata; Mammalia; Primates; Tarsiidae
Gene: SLPI
Product: secretory leukocyte peptidase inhibitor
Exons: 4
Coding region: 1-399 (132 amino acids)
Biological process (GO): innate immune response; antibacterial humoral response
Cellular component (GO): extracellular region
Molecular function (GO): peptidase inhibitor activity
Source: RefSeq, a predicted model, not a curated record
AUGAAGUCCAGUGGCCUCUUCCCCCUGGUGGUGCUUCUUGCCCUUGGAACCUUGGCACCUCGUGCUGUGGAAGGUUCUAGAAAUGCUUUGAAAGCUGGAGCCUGCCCUUCUAAACAACCUGCCAACUGCUUGAGAUUUGAGUCACCAGAGUGCCGGAGUGACUGGCAGUGUCCAGAGAAGAAGAGAUGUUGUCCUGAUUCAUGUGGCUUAAAAUGCCUGGAUCCUGUUAACAUCUCAAAGCCAGUGAAAAAGAAGCCUGGGAAGUGUCCGAAGGUCUAUGGCCAAUGCAUGAUGCUUAAUCCCCCCAAUCACUGUGAGUCGGAUGGCCAGUGUGAUGGUAACUUCAAAUGCUGCAUGGGCAUGUGUGGGAAAGUCUGCAUUACCCCUGUGAAAGCCUGAUGCCUGCCUGAUUUCUACCAUUGGGAAGAAGCUCUGGAGUCCUAGUCUGUGUGGUUUGGGAAUUCCCUUUCCACUCGCAGGCUUGGAUCACUGGGCACUCAGUGGUGAGGAUUUGGUUCCACCACCAAUAUCCUCCUUUGGGUAGGGGCUUAGCACACAGGAUUUCAGGAGAUGUCAGUUGUUCAGUGAAUAAAUAAAUGAGCAUACUCUCUGUA